Messenger RNA from Wasmannia auropunctata (little fire ant), 1720 nucleotides. RefSeq names its product proton-coupled amino acid transporter 3 (gene mah). The transcript is spliced from 9 exons. The coding region runs from base 27 to 1706 and encodes 559 amino acids. Lineage: Eukaryota; Metazoa; Arthropoda; Insecta; Hymenoptera; Formicidae. The record is from RefSeq and is a predicted model, not a curated record.
GAAAACCGGUCCAGAUACUUGCCACGAUGAACAUCGUGCGCCCCAGUACCGCGGCAUCGCGAGCAAGCAGCAUGUCCGGGAAUUCGGGGCUAUCGUUGCUCUUCGCAACUCUGUGCAUCGUCGAUAUUUUCGGCGUGUUCCCGAUAAUCGCGCUACCACGAUCGAUUGUCCAGUGCGGAUUGUACGGAAUCCCUUUGGUGCUCGUUGUCUUUGGUUUGCAAAUUUACACGGCGAUUCUGCUGGGGAGAUCAUGGAUCAUCGCGACUACUCUGGAUCCACAGAUUUCACGAAAAAAUCGCUAUCCUCUCGCCGCUGUGACGGAAUUGACGAUGGGUCAGCGCGCACGAUCCAUUGUCACUUUGCUUUUAGACUUAACGGUUUUUGGUUGUGGCAUUCCUAAUUUGUUAGUCGCUUCGCAGAAUUUGCACCUGUUCGGGCUCAAGAUAUCGGGACAGCGUUUCGAUCUCUCUUUCUGUUACUGGCUGCUAAUAGUCGGCCUUUUACUUUGUCCGUUAAUGUGGCUGGGCAGUCCGCGGGAUAUGAAAUGGGUCGCAACGUGUUCUAGUAUAACAGUUACUUUAACGGCGGUGUUAACUUGGUGGAGUAUUAUAGCUGAUGAUCGAACAUCUGACGUCGCCCCAAUUGCCACUUCGCCGACGUGGGAUAAAUUUAUUUCCGGGUACGGUAUGCUAGCCUUUCAGUUCGACGUGCAUCCUACUCUAAUGACGAUACAGGUUGACAUGCGUCGUCCUCGAGACAUCGAUAAAGCUGUCUUCUUUUCUUUUAUGGUAAGCGGAUCGCUGUUCAUCGUUACCGCUUGCCUAGCCGUGUGGAAAUACGGCGGCAAUACGACUGCCAAUAUUCUGGAAGCUGUGCCAUCCGGAUCGGUUGCGAACAUCGCUAUCCUGUUAGCCGCUCUUCAACUGUGCUUCUCCAGCGUGAUUGGCUACUCGGCGCUCUUUCAACAUCUGGAGGAUCAGUGGAGCGUGCAAAGAACUUUCGGAUGGAAACGAUGCGCCAUGCGAUCGGCGGUGGUUUUUCUCAGCGUGGUUGUAGGCGAAACGAUAUCGCGAUUCGACAUCAUCAUGACUUUAAUCGGCGGAUCGUUAACCGGAUCAUUGGUAUUUGUUCUGCCGCCUCUGAUAUACACUCGAGCAUUAGCUUUGAAGAAGCAGUCGAGUCACGUAGCCGAGGAACGGAUUUAUUCAGGUUCUCGCAAAAGAUUGAACGGCGAAGAACAGCGCUUGAUGGAUCCUGGAGCUCAUUCCCGUUCAAUUUACUACGGUUUCCUGAGUGCCACGAAUAAUCCUUGCAGCUACACGUAUCUCUAUUUCGACGAUUUGGAUGACGAGACAAAUUCACAUUCGAGCGAACUCGAUUGUUACGAGGGCGAACGCAAGGACGAGGUCACUCAAAUUCCAAUGACUAGCACUCGUCGGGAGGACCAGCCGCUUCUCAUCGACGCCGCGGAGCCAACCAGAAAUCGAGUCAGGACGUCUGCGGGUGAUCGGCGAGAAGAGGUCGCGGAAACGGUUGCGAAGAGGAGAAAAUUAUGGAAUCUGGAAAGGACGAUCAAUUACUUCGGCUACUUCAUAGUAACGAUCGGUAUAGCAAUCACGCUGUCCUCGACGUAUGUCAACAUUUGGAAUACCAUACGUUACGUGCGUUUUACGCCGCCGUGCAUCGUUAACGCUACCGCGGGCUAAAACCUUCGUACAAU